GGCGAAGUCGCGGGAUUCGACCUCGCGGCAAGCAACAUUCAGAGGGGCAGGGACCACGCCCUACCGUCCUACACGGCCGCCCGGAAAAACUUUCGCCUCCUGGUGCCGCGAAACUUCUAUGAGUUGGGUCAGGUCCUGCAAAGCCCCCAGGACGCCAGGGAUGUCGAGAAGUGCUACGGGCGCCGGAGUAUCCACAACUUGGAUGCUUGGCCCAUUGCCCUCAUGGAGAAGAAGGUUCCGGGCAGCAUGGUAGGGCCCCUUUUCUUCAGUGCCAUCCGGGACCAGUUCACGCGCCUCCGGGACGGCGACCGAUUCCACUACCUCAACCUAGACUUCCCAUGCGCCGUGAAGAGCAAGUAUCGACGCCUGAAGAGGGUGAUGGAG
Messenger RNA from Ostreobium quekettii, 384 nucleotides. The record is from the annotation of a GenBank genome assembly. Lineage: Eukaryota; Viridiplantae; Chlorophyta; Ulvophyceae; Bryopsidales; Ostreobiaceae.